This is a messenger RNA of Laccaria bicolor S238N-H82, 2898 nucleotides long. Its product is annotated as kinesin heavy chain. The coding region runs from base 1 to 2898 and encodes 965 amino acids. The transcript has 18 exons. Gene Ontology annotation, biological process: microtubule-based movement. The record is from RefSeq and is a predicted model, not a curated record. Lineage: Eukaryota; Fungi; Basidiomycota; Agaricomycetes; Agaricales; Hydnangiaceae. Gene Ontology annotation, molecular function: microtubule binding; ATP binding; microtubule motor activity.
AUGGCAAGUUCCACCAAUAUAAAGGUUGUAUGUCGUUUUCGCCCCGUCAACGCGAUCGAAGCGCGUGAAGGUGGCGAAAUCGUCGUUUCCUUUGCCGACAACCUUCAGUCGGUGCAGAUGAAGUCAGCCCAACUUGGGUCUGGACCCGAAAAGGAUGGCUUUACGUUCGAUAGGGUCUUUCCAAUGGGAACAAAGCAGCACGAAGUAUUUGACUAUGGAGUCAAAGACAUCGUCAAAGACGUUUUAGACGGGUAUAACGGUACAGUCUUCGCAUACGGCCAAACUGGUAGUGGCAAGACCUUCACCAUGAUGGGAGCAGAUAUUGAUUCAGAUGAAUUGAAGGGAAUCAUUCCUCGAAUAACAGAACAAAUAUUCCAUUCCAUCGUAGAAAGCGAUGCGCAUCUUGAAUAUCUUGUCAAGGUGUCAUAUAUGGAGAUUUAUCUAGAAAGGAUCCGAGAUUUACUUGCGCCCCAAAACGAUAACCUACAAGUACAUGAGGAAAAGUCUAAGGGUGUUUACGUGAAAAAUCUUUCGGACUACUAUGUUAGCAGUGCAAGAGAAGUUUACGAGAUUAUGCGGACGGGUGGAGCGGCAAGAGUUGUUACAUCCACCAACAUGAAUGCCGAAUCCUCUCGCUCACAUUCAAUCUUUCUCAUCACCAUUCAGCAGCGGAAUACGGAAACGGGGGCUCAAAAAACAGGAAAUCUAUAUCUCGUCGAUCUCGCUGGUUCGGAAAAGGUCGGGAAGACAGGAGCUUCUGGACAAACACUAGAGGAGGCGAAAAAGAUUAACAAGUCACUCUCGGCCUUAGGAAUGGUGAUCAACGCAUUGACCGAUAGCAAGGCUAAACAUAUACCGUACCGCGAUUCUAAACUAACGCGCAUUUUACAAGAAUCUUUGGGAGGGAAUUCUCGGACGACGCUGAUCAUCAAUUGCUCACCAUCUUCAUACAACGAGGCGGAGACUCUAUCGACCCUUCGCUUCGGUAUCCGUGCCAAGUCUAUCAAGAACACUGCACGCGUCAAUGCUGAGUUAUCUCCUCUGGAACUCAAAGGUUUGCUGCAGAAGGCUCAACUAGCCAAUACAUCGUACCAGAAAUAUAUAGCAGCUCUGGAAGCAGAGCUGGCUAUCUGGCGCACGGGCGGACAUGUAGAGGAGGUUGAGUGGACCCUUCCAAACAGACCAGGAUCUGUAACAUCCACUGUAAAGAAGCCGCCCAAUUCCACAGCCCCUUCGACGCCUUCGGCUUCCUCCCGCAGUAUGACGCCUGUGAACCCUGUUAUCGAAGGAUUGAGAAGCGACUUAGAGAGUCGUCCUCAAACACCAACCGUCAUAGGACUAGACAAGGACGAGCGGGAUGAUUUCCUCAAGAGAGAGAAUGAACUCAGUGAUGCACUCGCUGAGAGAGAGAGCUCUUUAGCAGCAGCUGACAAACUUGUCAAAGAACUGAAGGAAGAACUGGCAUUCUUGAAAGAGCAAGAGGCGGCUGUCAACCAGGAGAACAAAUCUAUGUCCAGUCAGCUGAAUGAAUUGAGGUUGCAAGUGGAAAGGUUAGACUACGAUAACAAAGAGGGGGUCAUCACUGUCGACAUCCUCAAGGAGCAAAACCAAGAUGCCAGAAGCGAAUUGGAGGAGCUCAAGAGACAAAUAGGCGAACUGAAGUCAGCCCAAAAGGAUGCUUCUGCAGAGGACAAGGAGAAGCGCAAACAAGAGAAGAUGGCGAUGAUGAUGGCCAAGUUCGACACGCAAGGCGCCUUCUCCGAGAAGGACGAACAAUUACGCCAGAUUCUGGCAAAACUGGAUAAUACAGACUCCCCUGAGUCGCUCUCCCAAGAAGAUCUUAUUUCGAUUCGACGGCAACUCUCCGAGGGGCAGAGCUUGGUGAGGGAAACCGUUGACAGACUCCGGCAAAGCCAAGAGGUGAAUGAGAUGGUCACACGACGUCGCGACGAGCUGGAAGCUCGAGUAUCGGGGCUCGAGGCAGAAUAUGAAGAACUUCUUGAGAAGACAAUUCAUGACGAAGAGACUAGCAAUGUCGAUGUCGCAGAACUGAUGGCGGAUCUCAAGAACAAACUCGAGAUCCAAUAUGCUGCCAAACGUGAGGCUCAGCUCAGCGAAGUGUCUGACCUCAAGCAACAACUUGAGUUACGGAGCAACGAGGUCCGAAGUUUGAAUGCUUCCAUCGACAGCUUGAAGAGCGUAAACGAGGAGUUGAAACGAGCUUUCGCAGUAACAUCCGUUGGCAUUGAAGGUGGUAAGAACCUCGCAGAAAGUGCACAGGAUCUCGAGCGGACUCGAAAGGCGAUCAACGUCCAAUUAGCGGAGUUUGACGGUGUGAAGAAGUCGCUUAUGCACGAUUUGCAAAAUCGCUGCGAGAAGGUGGUAGAACUAGAGAUUCAGUUGGACGAGAUCAAGGAACAGUAUAACAACGUGAUCCGCAACAGUAACAGCAAAGCACAACAGAAGAAGAUGGCCUUCUUGGAACGCAACCUAGAGCAGCUGACUUUGGUGCAAAAGCAGCUGGUUGACCAAAAUUCUACACUGAAAAAGGAGGCUGGAAUUGCUGAGCGCAAAUUGCUUGCUCGCAACGAGCGCAUACAAAACUUGGAAGCCCUCCUUCAGGAUGCUGACCGGCGGCUGUCAGUGCAAAAUCAAAAAUUUGAGGCGCAGCUUCAGGCCGUGAAGGAACGGUUAGAUCAAGCACGAGCUCAAAAAGCGGCAUCUUCUCCUCUCAAUUUCGGACGCAUCGCGAAGCCACUUCGGGGCGGAGGGGGAGUUGCGGUUCCCCCCUCCAACCCUUCACCAAAUGUCGGGGGCGCCAUGGCAAAUCCAGUCAACCGCUUGCAGAACGAAGAAGGAGCAGCGAAACGAGCAUCCUGGUUUUUUAAUUCACGAUAG